UAGCUCGACUAUCAACAAGGUCAGUUGCUAAAAGUGGCACUAGCUCUGGAGAGCAAUCAUUACCAUCCAAAAUGAGAUUUAUGGGCAUCAGUAAAUUGGAAAAACUAUUCUCAUCAAUAUUUCUGAUAGUCAGUUUCGGGGUUCUCUUUUACAGCAUCACCAGCUAUCUCUCCCAAUCUUCAGUAGAUCCCCUGGUUCUUAUCAAUAAACAUCUUUUGUCUCCGGAGAAACCCCACAUAGCAGAUCAGCAACAACAGCUAGAGUUUACAACGAACGAAAAAGAAACUCCUACAGAAACUUCCACCCAAACUUCUACCCAAACUUCUACCCAAACUUCUACCCAAACUUCUACCCAAACUUCUACCCAAACUGUUAAAGAAUCCCCCACAACGGAUCCUAUACCUACUGAUGAAACUACCGAGGAAUCAGGAUUGCAAGGAUUCAAAAUAGUGGGAGAAGGGCUUCAGGUACCCAAGGGAAAAGAGGACAGUUUCUUGUUCCUUAAGACUCACAAAUGUGGCACUUCUACCUUGGUAAAUAUGUUUUAUCUAUUCGGAAUAAGGAGGCGGCUAAACUUCGUCACCAAUCCUUGGAGUAGGCAACUCGACAUAGAAAAAACAUUGCUUCCUCCGCGACCUGGUGGAGACUACAACUUUCAAAUCGCUCAUGCUAGGUUUAAGCCUGAAAGGCAGCAUGAGAUUCUUCCCAAGUUCCGCACUUUCUACACAACAAUCGUUCGCUCUCCUAUCAAACGAUUUAACUCUGCUUUCGACUAUUUUAAUGUUGAUAGGAACCACAAAUACGGCAAUGAUGGCGAACUCUUAUCUUUGGAUGAUACCAUAUUAAAGUAUUUUAAUAUUCAUGGAACUGAAUUUGAACCAACAGAUAGCUCAUUAAUACUCAAUUAUGUGAUAAACGGUUUAUCUUAUGAUCUCGGAUUUGGGAGAUAUUUAGAAAGGGACGGAACUUUACAAGAAAAGAUAAACGACUUCAUCGCGGAUCUUGCACAAGAAUUUGAUUUCGUGCUCCUCACAGACUACUUUGACGAGAGUUUAGUUCUGCUCAAAGAACAGAUGGGCUGGGAGUACCAGGAUAUAUUUUUCAUGAAGCGGUUCACAACAGCUGAUAGGAGUAGGAAAGACUCCGAACUUAGCCAGAAAACGACCGAUCUAAUACUUAAGUACAAUAUCGUAGACGUUCAAUUACACCAAUUCUUUUACAAAAUGUUCAAAAUGAAAGUCCGUGCAUUUGGAGAGGAAUUACUUAAAGAAAAGACUGCCGAAUUUCGUCGGUUAAGGAUGGAAUUCGAAAAUCAGUGCUAUAUCAAGCCAGAUGAUUUUCUUGAAUCCCAAAGUUUUAACAGAGAUUGGAUUCUUACGGAAUUCGGGGAACUGGAAAAGUCAUGCACAUUGCUUCAUAUGAGAGACAUUGUUUUGGAUUUCUUUAUCAGUGAACUGCAGGUUAAGAAAGACUUUACCUUACCAAAUGGGGACGAGAUAAUGGAAAAAUGGACGUCAACAAAUAAACCGAUGGAUAAGGAGCAGAAAAAUAUGGUAAUGAGUAUACAAGAAGCAUACGAUGACCAUGGAGUUCAUCCAGUUUAUUUCUUCACAGGACACAUCCCUCAAUCUUCAGUAGAUCCACCGAAUCUUAUCAGUACAGAUCUUAUCUCUCCGGAGCAAAUCCACAUAGCAGAUCAGCAACAACAGCUAGAGUUUACAACUAACGAAAAAGCAGCUUCUACACAACCCACAACUUCUACCCAAACUUCUUCAGAAACCCCCACUUCUACCCAAACUUCUACCAAAACUUCUACCCAAACUUCUACCCAAACUUCUACCCAAACUUCUACCCAAACUUCUACCCAAACUUCUACCCAAACUUCUACCCAAACUUCUACCCAAACUUCUAUUACACAACCCCCCACUUCUACCCAAACGUUUACAGAACUCACCACGACGGAGCCUAUACCUACUGAUGAAACUACCGAGGAAUCAGGAAUACAGGAAUUCAAAAUAGUGGGAGAAGGGCUUCAGGUACCCAAGGGAAAAGAGGACAGUUUCUUGUUCCUUAAGACUCACAAAUGUGGCACUUCCACCUUGAGGGAAGGUGAUGAUGGAAAACUUUUAUCUUUGGACAAAACUAUAUCAAAAUGGUUGGAUGCUAAUAAAGCUGUGCUAGAACCAAAUAAUACUUCCUGCUACCUGGGAGACAUUGUUAACGGGAUAUCUAAAGAUCUUGGAUUUGAUAAAUAUUUAGAAAGAGACGGAACUUUACAAAAAAAGAUAAACGACUUCAUCGCGGAUCUUGCACAAGAAUUUGAUUUCGUGCUCCUCACAGACUACUUCGACCAGAGUUUAGUUCUGCUCAAAGAACAGAUGGGCUGGGAGUACCAGGAUAUAUUUUUCAUGAAGCGAUUCUUAACAGCCGGGAGAAAGUAA
This is a messenger RNA of Bolinopsis microptera, 2441 nucleotides long. RefSeq lists its product as uncharacterized. Gene Ontology annotation, biological process: glycolipid biosynthetic process. The record is from RefSeq and is a predicted model, not a curated record. Gene Ontology annotation, molecular function: galactosylceramide sulfotransferase activity. The transcript is spliced from 8 exons. Gene Ontology annotation, cellular component: membrane. The coding region runs from base 72 to 2441 and encodes 789 amino acids. NCBI's taxonomy places the organism in Eukaryota, Metazoa, Ctenophora, Tentaculata, Lobata, Bolinopsidae.